GAGCAGAGGGCAGAGCUGGGUAGCUGUUCCAUCCCACAGCCUUUCUCUCUGAUAUAAUCAGACAUUUUCAUUUUUCUUUUUUGCAUGUGUCAGAGCUAUACUUAAUUUGUUUUUGGAGCUGAACUGGAAAUGCUUACAUGGGGACUCUCUUGCCAUGGAACAUUACCAAGUUGCAGGAAGUUUUCUUCCCUCUCACAGGAUGAGAUCUUUGGGUAUACUUCGAAAGACUGUCUGCACAUCCCAGACUUCCACCAGAGGCCUGUAACUUUAAUCCAUGGCUUCAUUAUUGCUUUAAAGGACAAUCCAGCACCCACAGCUAUUUAAAUCCACUUGCACUUUAUUUUCCCCUCUGAUUCGGAGGAAGGAAUUCAACAUGCGGCGCAUCGACAAGCUGAAAAAAGCAUUCCCCUUCAUGGCACACUUCCAUGUGUAUCGAAAACUGGGCAGUGGCAUGCAGUGUGAGGAAGGAACAGAAUGGCUGCUGGAGCUGCUGAUGGAGGUGCAGCUGCAGCAGUACUUCAAGAGGAUCCGAGAUGACCUCAACGUCACACGGCUCUCGCACUUUGACUACGUCAAGAAUGAAGACUUGGAGAAAAUCGGCAUGGGUCGACCUGGCCAAAGACGUCUGUGGGAGGCUGUAAAAAGGAGGAAAGCCAAGCGGAAAACCUGGAUGAGCAAGGUGUUCAGUGGGAAGCGACCAGACGGAGAAUUCCCUCAGCAGGGCCAGCUGGCCUCUUCGUUCCGCAAACUGUCCCUCACGCCUCCCCUCUGUCUGAGCGACGUGGUGCUGGACAAUCAGUCGGAAGUCAGCGGCGGUCCGCUCAACGGGCAGCAGCAGGCCCUGACCUGCCUCAUCCCGGAGAAGGACCUGACGCUCUUUGAGAAGCUUGGGGAUGGCUCAUUUGGCGUUGUGAAGAGAGGGGAGUGGCUGACGCCUACAGGGAAAGCGCUUAACGUGGCUGUAAAAUGUCUAAAGACGGAUGUCCUCAGUCAGCCUGAUGCUCUGGAGGAUUUCAUCUGCGAGGUCAACGCCAUGCACUCCCUGGACCACCAGAACCUCAUCCGUCUCUACGGUGUGGUUCUCACACAUCCAAUGAAGAUGGUGACUGAGCUGGCUCCUUUGGGUUCUCUGCUGGAUCGUCUGCGAUGUGUUCAUCCAAAAGGCCCGGUGCUGAUUCACACUCUGUGUCAGUAUGCUAUUCAGGUAGCGAGCGGCAUGGCUUACCUGGAGCAGAGACGGUUCAUCCACAGGGACCUGGCUGCGAGGAACAUCCUGCUCGCUGCAGCUAACAAAGUGAAAAUCGGGGACUUUGGCCUGAUGAGGGCGCUGCCUAACAACGAUGAGCACUACGUCAUGCAGGAGCAUCGCAAGGUUCCCUUUGCGUGGUGUGCUCCAGAGAGUCUGAAGACCAGAACGUUCUCUCACGCUACAGAUGCAUGGAUGUUUGGAGUCACUCUUUGGGAGAUGUUCACGCAUGGCCAGGAGCCGUGGCUGGGCCUUAAUGGCAGCCAGAUUCUCCAUAAAAUUGAUAAAGAAGGCGAAAGGCUUCAGAAGCCAGAAGACUGUCCACAGGACAUCUAUAAUGUUAUGCUGCAGUGCUGGGCUCAGAAACCAGGAGACAGACCCACUUUUGUCACCCUGCGGGAGUUCCUACUUGAGACCAUGCCCACUGACAUGUGCGCUCUACAGGACUUUGAUGAACUUGACAAACUUCACAUCAAAGUCAAUGAUGUCAUCACCAUCAUAGAGGGGAGGGCUGAGAACUACUGGUGGCGAGGACAGAACAAGCGUACCCUUAAGGUGGGGCAGUUCCCUAGGAACGUGGUGACGUCCGUCGCGGGGUUGUCAGCGCAUGACAUCAGCAGACCUCUGAAGAACAGCUUCAUCCACACAGGUCAUGGAGACACAAACCCUCAGCGCUGCUGGGGCUUCCCUGAUAGGAUUGAUGACUUAUACCUUGGGAAUCCCAUGGAUCCUCCUGACGUCCUGGGAUUGGACCUCAGUGCUGCUCGGCCCACUCAGCUGCCCGGACCAACUAAAAAGGAGCCGCCCCCCCGCCCUCCCCAGCCAACAGUGUUAAUCAAGAAACCCUGCUAUGAUCCGGUAACUGAAGAGGAGGACUCCACAUCAGCAGCGCUUAGGAGAUUAUCACUGAGGAAAACUGGCUCACUCAAAGGUCUCAAGCUAAAACCAGCUGCUUGGGUCUCUGCAAACAAGCAGAGUGGCAGGACCACGAGCUCAGGCCACACUCCAAGCAGCGAUGUGUCCCUCAUUGACUUUGGGGAGCAUUUCUCAGCCUCACCCUCCCCUUCACCUGUUGUUGAAAAUCACAAUCCUGUGCUGGCUAAGCUAAUGUUGCAAGCGGGCAACAUCUUGGACAAAACCCCGCCUGAAAGUCCGUCUAAAUGGCUGCCACGGCCACUUCACCCCACGCCUGUGGUAGACUGGGACGCCCGUCCCCUACCACCACCUCCUGCCUAUGAUGAUGUAGCUCAAGAUGAAGAUGACAUGGAGGUGAGCUCCAUCAACAGCUUUGAGCAACAAUCUGAAUAUGAGCAGACGGCUGUCCAGGGAGUCCAAGGAACCAACUCUUCAGAAUUAAUUGAAAGGGAAGUUCUCAUCUUGGAUGGAACAGAAAGACCAGUCCUGGAGGACAACCUUUUCCUUCCCGGCAAGCAUGGCCACACUGCCUCCCCAUCCUUCUCCCAAUCUGCAGAGAUCUUCCAAGAACUCCAGCAGGAGUGCAUGAGGAAGCUCAACGUCCCGGUGGGGGGUGUUGGUCAGCUGUCCCAAAUAUCAGCCUUCUUUCCUCAGACUACUCGGAGCUCCCAGGAAGACCGCCAGAGCGAGGACAGACCUCAGAUCCCCCCACGCGUUCCAAUCCCCCCUCGCCCAAUAAAAAGGGGCGAUUAUACAUCUGCUCGCUGGUCGAGGGACCUGUCUGUUUCCCCGAUGCCAACCGAACCCACGCACAGUGUUUCAACCCUCGAACCACCGCCUCAGAUCCCACCCAGGGACCCUCUGUCACAACCGGGCUCCCGGACUCCAAGCCCAAACUGUGCCGUGGUGGGCUCCCUCCAGCAGAGGAUCUGCUCCGUCAGCCCCUCCACCCACCAGGCCUUACACUCCCCCUGUUCCACGGCACACACCUACAGCUCCUACCUCUCAACCUCUCCUGGUAAACUCAUGCCUACCACACACAGCUUUGCCUCAGACCCCAAAUACGCUGCCCCCAAAGUGAUCCAAGCCCAGAGUAAGGACAAUGCUAGUAGGGGUCCUUGCAUCCUGCCCAUCGUCCGUGACGGGCAGAAAGUCAGUAGCACGCACUAUUACCUCCUGCCAGAGAGGCCGCCUUACCUCGACCGCUUUGAGCGGUUCUUCAAAGAGGCUGAGACCGUCCCCGCUGCCGCUCCUGAGGACAGGCACCUGCGGCAAGCGAACAUGGCAACUGUGAGACCGAUGGUGGUCACAAACCAGACAGUUCAGGGGCAAGGGCUCGUCCUGCCGGGCGAACUGAAGGCUAAUUUCUUCUGCCAUAAUAACGGCACACCGCGAUCAGGGAUGAAGACAUCAGUUAGUCUCCCUCGCGUGUCUUCAGACGUUUUGACAGGUCCAGUGGUCAACUCUCCCUGCAGCAGGACAGAGGAAGGAGGGAACUCUCUGGACAGAGUCCAAAGGGUGCAGGAGGCUGUUCACGGCGUGACGAUAGCAGAGUGUCAAACGGCCCUGCAGAACAACAACUGGGAUAUCCAGAAAGCUGUGAAUUAUUUGAAGGUGGAGCAGUUGUUCUGUUUGGGUCUGAGGAGCAGGUCCGAGUGCCUAAAGCUGCUGGAGAUGUGCGACUGGAACCUGGAGGAGGCCUGCACUCAGAUUUUACAAGAUUAUGGAUCCAAAACUAGACAAAGAUGAUGACAGGAAUCUGAUGGGAGUGAGCUUCGAUUGGACUUUCAUGGUGAGCAAAUCAGCAUCAGAUGAGAGGAUUUUCUCUCAGCCCCCCCAAUCAGAAGAAUUCGGAGUCAAGAGCAGAAGAGGACAGCACAAACAGCUGAACCUAAUAUGAUCAUAUUGGUCAUAACCAAGGACCCCGUGAUGGAAAACAAAAGAAAAGUCUUUUUGUCGUGGUUUGACUUUCAUGUGAAGGUUAUGUAAUCGUUGCACUUAGUUACAGAGACCUUGUAUCUGACCGUCUGGCAGACAGGGAGAAAAUGACUGAAAGAAAGAUGCCAUUCUGAACUAAAAUGAUUUGCUCAAAAAAAAAAAAAAGUAAAGAAAAAUGGUGGAAUAAUGUUCUCAGAGCGCAGAGUCAGCACAAAGUCCUGCACCGUGCAAUGUGCAUACAUUUCAUCAAAGGUGAGCAUCAUCUGCUGGCAGCUGGAUCACCACAUCUACGGAGUUGUUUUGAAAAAAGCACAAUAAACCAAGUGUUUAAUUGGCUGGUGUGGCAGUAUUGUAGGGGAAAUAUCUAAUUUAGUCUGUUUUUAAGUGGGGAAAAGAUGUUUUUGAGAGUUAUGUGCUGCUAAAAGUUAAGAAAGAUUGCAGUUACAAAGAGAGGAAACCUCAGAAGCAAGGCAAUCCUAAUGCAAUGCUUCGCUCUCUGUGCUUAGAAACACAAAUGAAACCAGGCUUACAGGAAAUAAUGACUAACUAAAA
Cyprinodon variegatus (sheepshead minnow) is the source of this 4651-nucleotide messenger RNA. RefSeq names its product tyrosine kinase, non-receptor, 2 (gene tnk2b). The record is from RefSeq and is a predicted model, not a curated record. Gene Ontology annotation, cellular component: extrinsic component of cytoplasmic side of plasma membrane. Gene Ontology annotation, molecular function: protein binding; protein tyrosine kinase activity; ATP binding. The transcript is spliced from 18 exons. Gene Ontology annotation, biological process: protein phosphorylation; regulation of keratinocyte differentiation; negative regulation of epidermal growth factor receptor signaling pathway. The coding region runs from base 374 to 3910 and encodes 1178 amino acids. Lineage: Eukaryota; Metazoa; Chordata; Actinopteri; Cyprinodontiformes; Cyprinodontidae.